AUGGACCAGUCAUGGCCACUCCAGUCUUUUGGCGACCUGCCUCUCUUCCGCUGGGAAGAUGUCAACCAAAAUGCUCCGACAUCCGCCCGAAACUACCCACCCAUACAGGACAGGGCAGCCUCCGAUAUCACCUCUCGGCUUUCGACCCGCUCCUAUCCUCCGCCCGAAUCAUAUAUCUCAGAAACCCCUCAAAAUCAAGAAUCAUGCUUGCCUAGCGACGCAGUCCCCGCGGACCAUUCUCACCACCAAAAAACAGCGAAGUCUUCUCGCUUCAAAUCGACACCUCGGCGGUCUGUGAAAUUCCAGGGACUGCAAACUAAGACGGGUGCUUCGUCAAUCCAAGAACCUGGAAAACCGCGCGAAACUGUCAUGAAAUCACCAAAUGACGGUCCUGAUGAGCGCCGUCGCACGCAGCUUCGCCUAGCACAACGUGCGUAUCGCACUCGCCAGCAAGCGACCAUCAAAGACCUAGGAAAUCGCAUUUCCCACCUGGAAACUAUUUUGGAAAGCAUGAGCUCUACUGUUCUAUCAUUCAGUGAGCAAUUAGUUGACUCUGGGGUGCUAGAGUCUUAUUCUGGCCUGACAGUGAGUCUACGUGAUACUAUGAAGACCUUUCUUUCAUUAGCAUCCGAAGCAAGCCCUGACAGCAGGGUACGGAUUCCUGAUGAACCUUCACAAACCGAAGAACAGGAAGACUCGUCCCUGUCUUCACACCUUGCAACGACGACGCGUUCGCUACCCAGUACCUCUCUCCCUGCGUUUGUGGAUCACGACAGGCCUCAUUUCACUGGUUCUGGUAUUCCACCUACAGUCAGUUCAUCGGCAAAUUCUUUCAUAGGACUGUCCGAAUUCAUUGAAAGACUGAACAUGGAAGCCCUCUACCAGUCAUAUCUGGCUUUAUCUAACCAGGCCAUUGGGCUGGAACAACUCCAAAGGCCAUUUGGGUUAAUUCUAAGUAUGCUGGAUCGCGAAACCGUGGCGUCUUACGCGAAAGCAGAACUAGACGCUAUAUUAAACCGAAAGUCAUUAGAAGGAUGGGAAAGAGUGCCCCUGUUCAGCUUGGGCGGUGCAGGAACUCAUUAUCUAGGGCCGUCUUCGCUGCAAGCCCAAAGCGAGGGCCUCCCUUCCUAUUCUCAUCGAAGAUGGGACAUAGUUGAGGACCCUUUAGCCCUGGUUGCGUCUGAUCUACAAGAGGAUCUAGAAGGGGACUGGUUCGACUUGCAUGAUCUGGAAGAAUUUCUUCGGGAUAAAGAGUUGCUUCUGCUUUUGCCUACUGAUAACCCAACGAAAGGCUCAUCGACGCAGACCAUCAUUGAUGUCGCUCCAUUAAUCAGCAGGGGAGUUUGCCUGGGUCGCACGCCUGGUUUUCAACGCGGGGACGAUGUAUCCUUGACUGCCACGGGGAGAGAUGGUGCUUUUGCCGAGUAUAUUGUCGUGAAAGGGGAUCUUCAGAUGAAGAUCCUAGACAAUAUGAGCUUCCAGGAAGCUGCCGCCCUAGGAGCAGAUAUCCAGACUAUUGGCCAGUCUUUUUACCAGAUAUUGGGCCUUGAUCUUUCCACUCAGCCUUUCAAAGAUGCCACUUCUACUCCUAUUCUUAUCUAUGGUGGUUCCUCCGCGACCGGUACCCUAGCGAUCCAAUUCGUUAAGCUCUCCGGCUAUACCGUGCUCACAACCUGUUCACCUCACAACCUCGACCUUGUUCGCAGUCUAGGCGCGAACGCCGUCUUCGAUUAUAAGGAUUCUAGCUCCGCCGCUGAAAUCCGCGAUUAA
This is a messenger RNA of Aspergillus affinis, 1770 nucleotides long. RefSeq lists its product as uncharacterized. The record is from RefSeq and is a predicted model, not a curated record. Gene Ontology annotation, biological process: regulation of DNA-templated transcription. The transcript is spliced from 4 exons. The coding region runs from base 1 to 1770 and encodes 589 amino acids. Gene Ontology annotation, molecular function: DNA-binding transcription factor activity. Lineage: Eukaryota; Fungi; Ascomycota; Eurotiomycetes; Eurotiales; Aspergillaceae.